Messenger RNA from Arabis nemorensis, 243 nucleotides. Lineage: Eukaryota; Viridiplantae; Streptophyta; Magnoliopsida; Brassicales; Brassicaceae. The record is from the annotation of a GenBank genome assembly.
AUGGACUUAAACGGCGCCGUUUCAAAUUCUUCCGGCUUAUCGGCUCCAGCUCUACCGCAUGGGAUGGUUCCGGUGUGGGCUAUUCCAACAAACGCCGUGAUUUCGGCAGGUGGAGCUUAUCUAAUGAUUCCGAUGAACCAAUCCUCCACCGUUGCUGAAAGAUCGUUAUCGUCUUUUCUCGCCGCGUGCAACAAGCAGCGAUGUUUACGCCGAGUUUUCAAGUUGCUCAGAGCAGCGGCGUAA